Messenger RNA from Argiope bruennichi, 4042 nucleotides. Its product is annotated as gastrula zinc finger protein xLCGF3.1-like. The transcript has 2 exons. Gene Ontology annotation, molecular function: DNA-binding transcription factor activity; RNA polymerase II cis-regulatory region sequence-specific DNA binding. The coding region runs from base 698 to 1723 and encodes 341 amino acids. NCBI's taxonomy places the organism in Eukaryota, Metazoa, Arthropoda, Arachnida, Araneae, Araneidae. The record is from RefSeq and is a predicted model, not a curated record. Gene Ontology annotation, biological process: regulation of transcription by RNA polymerase II.
UCACGAAGUAAACAAUGACUCUGUACUUAAUAUUUUCUCCCAUAUCAACGCAGUGAUCACAAAGAUAUCAUCGAUUAGAGCGGCCUGGUAUAUAUUUACACCUAACAUAUUUUUCUAAGUCAGGAUUGUAUGAUAGUUCUCUCACUAACCGCUUCUUCCACAACCUGUUCGUCACGUUAACGAGUUUCGCAUCUGGUAGGGAAUACUUUUUGUUGCGUCAUAUUCUGUACUGUUUACACUCUAGUCAAGCUUCUGUUCAAUACUAGAACGUUAGUAAAAAAAACUGUUUUUCAUAAGCGCUUUCUUCAAAUUUUUCUUCGUUCACUGAAGUUUUUUGCUAUUUAUUAACUCUGACAUUAGAUGAUAGCCUUUGCUGCUAAAAAUCCCAAUUUAUCCAUUUAAAAAAUAAUAAUAAUUUGAACUUUAGUUUGCUUUAGGUAUGUCAUUUUACUAUGCGUAAAAACACAGAUGAAGUUAUAGAGCUUGGACAGCUGGAUCAUAUAAAAUGAAAAAUGUAAUUUAUUUUUCCUUCUUAAGAUAUUAGGUUGUUGUAGGAAUACUAAUUCACAAAUUAAAAGAUUUUAACUUUAUUUAAAAUACACAAUUUAGUAAACAUUUUUGUUCAUUGAAAUAAAAAUUCUUACAAACUUUCAUCUUUUAAAAAAUCAGUUGACCAUUCUUAUAUGAAUCCUUGAUAAUGUGUUGCUGCAAUUCUCCUGAGUUGAAACCUUAUAUAAGUAAGGUUUCUACUGAGAUUUUCUCUAAAAAAGAAAAUUCACAUCCCCAUACUUCAGUUCAUAUCAAUAAAGAAGUUCAUUCUACUGAUCUUUAUGAAGAAAACUUCACAAAAAACGAGUGUUUAGUGAAGCACAAUCUUGUAGCUGAAAAAAUUUUCGUAUGUGAUCUAUGCUGUAAGUCAUUUACUAAAAAAUUUGAUUUUGAAAGACAUUAUCGUGCUCACCUCAACAUAAAACCUUUUAAGUGUAGUGAGUGCUCCCGGUCAUUCUCUUCUACCAGUCAUUUAAACAAACAUAUUCUGAGUCACACUGACGAAAGACCUUUUGCUUGUGAUGUGUGUUAUAAAGCAUUUAAGCAUAAGAUCGGUUUAAAGCAACAUUUGAUAAUGCACUCGAAUGAAAAACCAUUUUCAUGCCAAAUAUGCAGCAAGGCAUUUUCUCGAAAAUAUGAUUUAAAAAUCCAUUGUUCUCUUCAUGCAGAAAUAAAGCCUUACCAGUGCGAUAUAUGUGGUAAAGAAUUUGCUCUGAAAAAUCACUUAAGAUAUCAUCAAUGCUUUCAACAUUGUGAAAAAUCUGUUGCUCCUGAUUCUAACGUAAGAAAAUCUAUCGAGUUGCUAGAAGAUAAAACUUCUCUUGCUUGUGAAUUUUGUGCAAGAACCUAUACUUCUAAAUCUAGUUUGAAAAGGCACUAUCGUUAUCACACAAAAGAAAGACCUUUCUCUUGCGAAAUAUGUAAUAAAGCCUUUUCUUUGAGUAGCAGUUUAGAUAGACAUUAUCUUACUCAUACAAAAGAAAGAUCUUUUAUCUGUAGUAUUUGUAACAAGGCAUUUCAAUAUAAGAACAAUCUUCAAAGACAUCAGCUUGUUCACACUAAGGAGAAACCUUUUGCUUGUGAUGUAUGUGAUAAAGCAUUUGCUCAGAAGAGUCAUAUGAAGAAGCAUAAACUCAUUCAUUUGAAGGAAAAAAAUUCUACGAAUAGAAACUGAGAAAUUUUUCAUCGCUAUAUUUCCAUCCUAUAUCACCUAUGAUCUCAAUAUCAGUCUGAAUUAAUUGUUUGUUUAAAUCAUUUAUUAAACUUAAGUCAAUAGAUUUAAAAGGCUUAUUAAAAAAAUUCAGAAAAUUUUACAAUUGAACAUAAGUAUUUUUUUCAUGUGUAUAAGAGAACGUAGAGAGUUAAUGUAUGUAUACCAUCUCCUCGACUUACAAUACCUGCACAAUAGGGUGGAACGAAAAAAAUCAGUUUAAUUCGUAAUAGUUAAUUAAUCAGUUUAAUUCGUAAUAGUGCGGAAAAGGUGCCUUUUGGUGUAGAUAAAAUAAUUUAUAAAUAUGAAAAAUAUUGUAGUAGGUCUUAAGGUGCCGCAAGAACAUUAAAGUUUCAUUCAUCAAAUGGAAAUUUUUGCUACAUUUUAAAGAUUUUUACGAAAUAAUUAACUUUUGAUUUUUAAUUUGUAAUAGCGCGGAAAAGUUUCCUUUUGGUAUAGAUAAGAUAAAUAAAAAUUAUUAGUAUAUCUUGAGGUGCCGCAAGGACGUUAAAGUUUCAUAAAAACACACUUUUUGCAACUUUUUAAGGAUUUUUGCGUGCCUCGAUUAUGAAAUAAAAAAAUUUCAUUAGGCAUUGUCAUAUGAAUAAAAGUAUAAAAACAGUUUUAUUAUUGCACUGGCAUGGCAAUCAAUCGUCGCCGGACUGGUUGUUUUUGAGGUAAGGCGGUCUGCGUCCGGUGACAAAUAUGGUCAGGCCUUGUUUCAAAUCAGUAGCUUUGCCGAGUUCAUUUGAGUUUGCGUCUCCGCUCGAUCUGUUGUGUAACUGAUUUGUUAGUUUGUGUGCGUUGCUAUGACUAAAAAUGGAUCAGUCUGAAUUAGUGAAGGCAAGACAAAUAUCGGAGUCGAAUAUAUUUUUGGAAAAUGCUUCUGUAAGCGAAAUAUGUGACACUUUAGUUCCCAUAAUAGAACAAAUAUGGUCAAGAGCUUCUAUUCCCGUUGCUUCUUGCAAAAGAAUUUCACAAAUGAUAAAAGCUUAUCGUGCUAAAUUCAGGAAUUUAUUAGUUUAAAAGCAGAAAAAUGUUCAGAUAAGUUUAAUUUCAACCUCACAGAAUUUAAACAAGAAGCUAGACGUUUAUUUGAUAUUGCUGACUUGUAUUUAAAAAAAAAGAAAGGGCCAGUUAUGGAAUAAAAGGUUCUAAACGAUCAAUGCUCUAACAGGAAAAUGGUUAUAGAUAAUAUUAAUAUUGCUACCACAAGUGCUUUGAGGAAGAAAGAAUAAAGAACUAUAGAUAAUAGUUAAGUUUAAUUAAGAACGGACAAAACAUACUAGUGCAUCAGAAACGAUUACUGACGACAAUCACAAUGUGGAACAAUAGUAUUCUUUACAAAAAGAAGCAAGCCAACCAGAUCUAUCAAAUAGACAAGAAGCGAUAAAGCUACCAAGUGCCUGUGCGGUUUAAUAUUAAGUUAAAACUUUGUACAGAAGGUAUCUGAAACUGAACCAAAUAGUAUAAGGGGACUCGGUUAUUGACUUCCCCUGGCUUCCUUGUCACAUGUAAGCAGCGGUAAGAGCUGUGAGAUUCUUGGCUGAAUCGGCUCAAAAUGUCUGGUUCUAUCGCAAGAGAAGGAUACAUAAGAGCAAAAAUUGACUCCCGUGUGAAUAUGCCAAAAAUUAAUUUAAAAAAAGUUUUUAAUGUGGCAAUGAAGUAGAAACAAGCAUUUUGCAGCUGUAAUAUUUGUAAUCAUUAAGAAGAUACAGAAGUAAGAAACGCAAAAUUGGACAUAAAGAAAUUUUUUGUUAUUAUUAUUAUAUUUUGUAAUUAAUAAUUUUUUCCAACUGUAAUGCUUAUAUAUGUAUUUAAAAUCAUCUUUUGUAAAAUUAUAUGAACAAAAUAUUCAUAAAAAUGUAAGUUUUUAAUUUUUUCACAAACUUUAAGCUCUUUUCGGCACCUCAAAAUAUUGUUGAAUUGCUAGAAUUUUUAAAAAUUCUUUUUGAACCUAAAAGCAAACAUUCCAGCACUUUUGUCAAACUAAAAUGUAAGAAAAAAUUUUAAAGCCCCCUUUUUAAAAAUGUCCAUAUUUUCAAUUUUUUUAUAAAUUUCAAGCUCUUUGCGGCACCUCAAGAUAAAGUAAUAUUGCAAUCAUAUUUUUAAAUAUUGUUUUUGAACCUAAAAGGCAACUUUUAGAUUCUAUUACCAAACUAAAAAAUAAAAAAAAAUAAGGCCAUUUUCGCUCCACCCUACUGCACAACCUCAAAAACUGAUUUACAAUUUUAAAAAUAAAAAUAAUUUCAGUUUAUAUGUUUGUUUUUAAUAUACAAAAUA